GUCUGAGACUCUUUGGGUGGAUGAUGGCUUACCGCGCAGUUGUGACGGCAAUCUGCAGCGGUCGCUUUGCGUUCAGUCGGAGUACCUCGCGGGCUCAGCUGCUGGAUGCCGCCAAGGUGCUGUUCGACCAGUCUGAAUCUGCGCACCGAGCUGCAGUUGCCGAUGCAACAUCGAGCGCAGAGCCAACGCGAUUAACCGUGGUGAUUGAGAGUGCACAAGGCCUCGCUGCUUCCAAAGUCUCCAAAGGUUCUGGUGCACACGUCGUCUACGCCUCUGUGGAAGUGUCAGGCAAAGAGCAAUAUUCGGUGCUGCUCUCGGAUCUCACCAAUCCUACAUUCCAUGCGCGGUUUGUUUUCGACCCUGUCAAGCCGGACGAUGCUGUUUCGAUUGGUAUCUGGGCCAUGCCAGCUUCCACUCCAUCAGGACAACAUCUGAAGGACAAGUUCCUUGGACAGUUAAGCAUCCCUAUACGGCAGCUCAUUGGCAACGGCGGCGAUCUACGCCAGACAAGCGAGCUGCAAAAGCGAUCUGCGCGCUCAACCGUGAGCGGCGUACUGACAUUGGAGCUGGGUUUGCACCAAUCGGCUGCGUCCCUACGACCGCCGGAACAGAGAUCCCGAAGCAACUCGCGGUCGGGCUUGGUUCUGUCCACCAAUGUGCAACAAGCGGUCGUAGCGCUGGUUCAGACGUUGCACGCCCAAGUGGACAUUGGGCUGUCGCAUCCAACGCUGGCACUGCUGGACUUGUUGUGCGACGUUGAUGCUCUGCCGCACGCAGCAUGGCAACUGUUUCUUCUAGAGCAGCUGCUUGACCAGGCAAGUGUGCACCACACCGCGUUGGUGCCAUUGCUGGAAUCUUUCGCAGCGGACACGUUAUUCUCCGACAAGGCAAAGCGUGGGCCUGGAAUGGAGCUCAAGUUUCCGCCAGUCAUGGAGCGUGAGCUGCUCCCGCUGCAUCGAGCAAUUCGACUGGCCGCUCUUGCCUUGCAGGAGUUAGAAGUGCUUGGGCGACAGCCGUUUGCAAACGCAAUCAAGCAACUCUCCGCUCAGACCCAGCUCGAGACGAUUGUAGGCGGCUGGGUGUCUCUUCUGUCCGCUUCUCUCCGAAAUUAUCAGCUGGUACUGUCACCAACUUUGGCGCCGCCUGGAGCCAGUAUCGACGGAGGCGAUAUGAGAACAAGUCCCAUUCUGACAGUAGCUCUGGAAAUCAUUCGGCGCGCCUUGCAGCUGAAAAACAAUGGGCCAGACCAUGCACUGGACGCGCUUGUUCUCGACACUUGCACCAUUCCACUGCGCGAAGCCAAGCAGUUGCUCGCGGCACGUAUCACGCGAGUUCUGGCGGAGGAUGCUGAGCGGCAAGAAAAGGCAUCAUCGGCGAGACGAUCGAGCCAUUUCGCACAUGCGUCGGCAGCAGCACUUCUCGCUUCUUCGCGAAUGCUGCUGUUGGACUUGCAGCGAGACAGUCUGAUGUAUCAAACCGUUUUUGAGCAAGCGCUCGGGAUUAACAUUGUCGCGCUGACGAUCGCCAACGCCUGUCCCGCACACGCCGCCGAGGUGGAAGGCUUUUGCAUGUCCAGCAACCCGGACAUUCUGCUGGACAAGAGUUCGGUGCAGCUAUUUUCCACUUUGCGAGAACUGCACGUCAUCACCGAGCAUGCUCGCGGGGCGUCCUCGUGUCAGACGCCAAUGACGCUGACGCUCGCGCACGGCCAUCCCGCUGCUUCGACCGCUCUCGGCACGCUGCCGUACGCACGCCACGAGCAAUGGAUUUCAGCGUUCAUUUUGGCGUGGCUGGAUUCGCUCCGGUUCAAAAUGAAGGAUUGGGUCAAGCAGGCGCUGGCGCACGACAGAUUUUCCGCCGUGUCUGACACGCACCUUCAUUCUUCGUCUGUUGUCGAUGUGUUUGGCGGUCUCACUCAAGCAACCGACACCCUGAGCGAUUUGCGAUGGCCGGAUGAGCGGAUGAUGCAGCAGGUAUUUCUGAAGCUCGCGGAAAUCGUGACGACGCAAAUCACCAUGUAUUCCGAGCUUCUCGUGCAAAACGAGGUCAUCGGCGAGCAUUCUCCCCACGGCUAUGUGCGGGCGGCAAGCGGCUCCGAUGCGUCCAUGGAGCUCGGCAUCACAUCGGUCUUGUGCGUUGCCAUGAACAAUGUGAUUCAGGCAUUCGACGAGAUGACCACUCUGCGCGAGGUUUUGGCUGCACACAUCUUGAACCCUUCGUCAUCAGCAGAAGAUCCAGUGGCGUCUUUGAAACCGCAGAACGAAACAAAUCCCUUCUCUUUCAUCUUUUCAGAGAUGAUCGCGGAAACGAGCAGAUCAUUGAACAAGUCGCUCGAGAGCUUGAUGCGUCACGUCACCACGUCUGUAGCAACGGGGGUUCACAUGCAUCUGAUUGCAAUGCUGCAGUUGCUCGAGCCCGGUGCUGCCUCGCCCGCCCUGACGGGUGCUGCCAGCAACCAGGCGCCGUUGCCUACCGCGGUUCGGAUUGUGUCCCACACGCCCGCAUGCUACAAGCAAGCGGACGACUCGGAGGCACCACCACUUCAGCACCGACGCACGCCUUCUUUGGACGCCAAAGCCUCGCACGACAAGAGGUCUAGCAGCAGUGGUCGGUCUGUCGCCAAGCGAGCGGUGCAACUGGCAAAGUCGAUUGACUGGGGCCGCAAGCGUGAUCGUGCUGCCGCGCUACGCAUUUCGCAAAACGAACUCGAGGCUGUCGUGACACCCUUGGUGGACUUUCUUGACGGGACGUUGCAGGCUCUGACGGCUUCGAUUUACCAGGACGUGUUUCGACACCUUUUGCAACAGAUCUGGCUGGCCACCCUUCAAGCGUUCGAACACGUCCUUCAGCCCGAUGCGCGAACCACCUCCCCAGAGCUGUCGGCCGCACCUGGCAAGAACAAGCAGCCGCAGCAACAGCAGCAACAGCUUCAACAACAACUUCAACAACAACAGCAGCAGCAGCAUUCGCCCGAAGUCACAGCCGCUGCGAGUGGGCUGAAGCCAAAGAGUGUCCGAAAGCUCACGCUUCGGCAAUGGAAGGCACUGUCGGGCACGCUCAACACCUUGUUGGAGUUUUUCAACGCGGACGGCGACGGCUUGGCCACCUCGGUGCUCAAAAGCGCUCGCCUGCUGGAUUUGCAAGCGUUCGUACAAUUGGAGGCGACCCCGUCACCAAUGUUAAUGCACGAGUACUUGAAGCAACAACACGGAAAGCCGCGUACAUUGCUUGACAUUCCGCGAAGCGGGUCGUUGAAGGUGGAUGUUCUGUUGAGGCAAGAGACCAGCACUGGCAAGAUUGUCGUGGUGGUGGAUCACAUUCACGGCGUGGCCUUGCCAAGCUUGGAUGCGAGUGGGGUAGUAAACGCCCAAGUGCAAGCGUGUCUGGUUGGAGCGAAAAUGCCGGACGAAGUUGCAGAGGCGAUCGUUGGUCACCAAUUGCCCGCAGAAGCGACACUUGUCGGCACAGAGCCCAACCGUCUCGCCCGGACGUCCGUGUCCCUCAAAUCGACCGAUGUGUACUUCCCAGAAACUCUGGAAAUUGCGACAACGCGAGAAGAGCUGACCCAGAGCAAUCUGUCCCUUUCCGUCUGGCACCACCCUCUUUCCCGCCUUGGCAGUUCUUGUGCAUUUCUUGGUGAGAUGGUCGUUUCAGGCCAGUUUUUGACAGAGUCUCUGUCCUCGCCACAAGCUGCCGGUACACCUUCAUCAUCGCAGCAACAACCGCCUGCCAGACCUCCGCCACCUCGUGCUCAGGCGCCUGGCAGACCACCACCCCCUCAUGUUACUAGUGCGUCCGCUAGUGCAUCUGCGAAUGUUCCUCCCUCUAGCCGGUCGAAUUGGAAGAUUCACGAGUCUCUGCUACCCAAAGAAACAGCGUCUGGAAAACGAGCGCUGCAAGUUCUUGCCUCAAGAAAAUCCGACGCUUUGGCGCAAGAAUUUGUUCGACAGCGCAAAGGGGCGGUGUUGAGUCACACAGAGACCACCUCUGCUCAUGGUCGUGCUUCUUCUGCUGCAGCGUCGAGCUUGGCUGCGUCCAGCUCUGCGCUUUCGUUCUCUCACAAUUCCAAAGUGCAUCUCGUCAACAACCACAUGUUCCGAGCGACUCAUUUCAACAGUUUGCCACAGUGCAAGCUUUGCACCAAGUUGUUGGUCGGAAUUGGCAAACAAGGGUACCGCUGCGAACGUUGUGGUGCGGUCUGCCACAAACAGUGCCACGAAACGUUGCCGGCCUGUGCAAUCUGAAUCAACGAGGUGGUGAGAAAACCUGUUGACCAAUUUUAUUCAUCAAAUAAAGUGGUGCUGCAAAAAAAAAUAGGAAGCG
Capsaspora owczarzaki ATCC 30864 is the source of this 4323-nucleotide messenger RNA. RefSeq lists its product as hypothetical. The transcript is spliced from 7 exons. Bases 21 to 4244 code for a protein of 1407 amino acids. The record is from RefSeq and is a predicted model, not a curated record. NCBI's taxonomy places the organism in Eukaryota, Filasterea, Ministeriida, Capsasporidae.